Molecule: messenger RNA, 1827 nt
Organism: Sphaerulina musiva SO2202
Lineage: Eukaryota; Fungi; Ascomycota; Dothideomycetes; Mycosphaerellales; Mycosphaerellaceae
Product: vacuolar calcium ion transporter
Exons: 2
Coding region: 291-1619 (442 amino acids)
Biological process (GO): intracellular calcium ion homeostasis; calcium ion transmembrane transport
Cellular component (GO): fungal-type vacuole membrane
Molecular function (GO): calcium:proton antiporter activity
Source: RefSeq, a predicted model, not a curated record
CAUUCCCUUCUUCUGCCCAUCAUCAUCAUCCACCGCUGCGCCGACCUUGGCCUAUUGUAUACCAUCAGCACUAGCAUCAUCAUUGUGUCCCCCCAAGCCAUCGUCAUCCGUGUCAUUCACGCCACGGCUUGGCUGCUGGCCAGCCACUCGCGACUCUGCGCCCUUCAUUGUUCAUCAAAAGCCCGUCCUUCUGCUGUGCACCCAACUCCGUCCGCUGAUGAAGUGAUCCUCGACCGACAGGCAGCAUCAAACGAGCCAUUCGGCGCACCACCUCCACCUUCUCCAACGCGAUGCCGAGCAACAAUAAACCCAAUGGACAUGCGACAGGAGGAGACACAAAUGAGCGCACACCUCUGGUGGCUGACUCGAGCCGACUGGGCAACACCUCGCGCUCGACGAACAACGGCGAAGGAGCGCCGCUGUCUGAGGACAAGCGGUGGUAUGUGAGGCUGCCGAGCGACUUUGUGCGCUUGACGUGGUUGACUCUGGCGAGCAACUAUGUCAAUGUGCUCCUCGUCGCAGUCCCAGCCGGUAUUAUUGUGGGCGCCAUGGACCUGAACCCUACUGCAGUCUUCAUUAUCAACUUCUUCGCAAUCGUGCCAUUGGCGGGAUUGCUGAGCUUUGCAACGGAGGAGCUUUCGGUCAAGCUGGGUCAAACACUGGGAGGAUUGAUGAACGCGACAUUCGGAAAUGCUGUCGAAUUGAUCGUCUCUAUUGUGGCGCUGCGCAAAGGCGAAAUCCGGAUCGUUCAAGCCAGCAUGCUGGGCUCGAUACUAUCCAACAUCUUGCUGGUGCUAGGCUGCUGCUUCGUCGCCUCUGGAAUUCGACGCCGCGAGAGCAGAUUCAACGAGACGGUGGCAUCGACCAUGUCAUCGCUCAUGGCAGUCGCAGCCACGUCGCUCAUCAUUCCCGCGACCAUGUACGCCGCUCUUUCCAAGAGCGAUGCAGAUUCCGUCGGGAACAUCCUGGUUCUGUCGCGUGGCACGGCCAUCAUCCUCCUCAUCCUCUACGUUCUAUACUUGGUCUUCCAGCUGAAGACUCACGCACAUCUCUUCGAUGCCGAAGCUCAAGAGGGCGGGGACGGAGAUGAAGAACAGAAAGAGCCAGAGAUUUUGGGUCCUAUUCCAGCCAUGAUAUGCCUCAUCUUGGUGACAGUGCUCGUCGCCGUCUGCGCUGAAUACCUCGUGGACAGCAUCGAUUCGAUCGUCGCUUCUUCUGGUAUUAGCAAGACAUUUAUUGGUCUGAUUCUGCUCCCCAUUGUCGGCAACGCGGCAGAGCACGUCACAGCUGUCGUGGUCGCGUGGAAGGACAAGAUGGAUCUCGCUGUCGGAGUCGCCAUCGGAUCCUCGAUGCAAAUCGCGCUGUUCGUGACCCCAUUCCUGGUGAUUUUGGGCUGGAUCAUCGGUGAGGAUAUGACACUACACUUCCAGGGCUUUGAGACUGUAGUCUUCUUCCUGAGUGUCUUGGUGGUCAACUACCUCAUCUCGGAUGGCAAGAGCAACUACCUCGAAGGUUGCAUGUGUCUCGGCACAUACAUCAUAAUCGCUUUGGCGUUCUGGGUGUACCCUGAAGAUGCUGGCGACAUUGGAAGCAUGAUUUCUGGUUUCUUUGGUCAUUGAAAUUUGGACGAAAAUAUGGCGACGGGUAUAGUGUUUCUCGAAUAAGUGUACUACUCUGCUUCAGAAGACAGAUUCGACGAGUGUCAGUUGUGGGAGGGGGGGCUGCUUCAAAAAAAGAAGCGAAGAGGCAACGAUCCUCCUUGUGUAUUAUACAAUCCAAGCCUCAGGCAGAUUUGAGCGAUUUUCAUCAUGUCAAACCCAAGUCCCC